CUUGGAAAGAUUGCAUCUGCAGACUUUGUUGGAAAUGACCGCCUGCUGGUGAUAUGGGAGUUCGGAAAAGCGAGAUUGUGGCAUCUGAAAACCGGCAGAGCUUGCGACCUACCAGAUAUUAAGACAACAUGCGAAGGACCUGUGUGGCAGAAUCGACCAGGUUAUAAGAGACCAGCGCUUUUGGCAUUGCUUUGCAGGAACGGAGCGGAGGAUCAGCUUGUUCUUCAAUUUCCAACGCUUGAUCAAAUGCCGUUAGGCAUCAAGCUGGCAACUACAGAUGCGCAAUCGAUAUCUUGGUCUCCAGAUGGAAGGUGGCUUGCGAUAUUGGAUACGCCAUCUGUGAGCCCAAAUCUGCAUAUUUACACGCCAGAUGGGCACCUCUUCAGAUCAUGGCUGUCAAAGAAGAACGUCGACGCUGAACUGGGAGCAAAGAACAUCGAGUGGUCUCCCGAUGGCCGUGUUCUCGCAUUAGCCUGCCAUGAUGGUCGCGUGGAACUUCUGAAUGCAAGAACAUUCUCGCAGCUCGCAACCAUCGAGCACCACACAACUAUCGCCCAAAGCUCAUUACCGCUAUCCGAGCAAGCACCAGUCUGGCAGGAGAGGGUUUCAUCCGCGAAUGAGCGCAGCUACACUUUCGCUCCGCAACCUGUCUGCCCGCCACUAUCGAGAUCGAAGCCAACUUCAGAACCCGUCGAACUCGGAGUCGCCGAGCUUUGCUUCAGCUGUGACGGCAAUUAUCUUGCGACUCGUGACUGUCGAAUGCUGAACACAGUCUGGAUCUGGAAUACUGCUACGCUCGCAGCACAUUCAGUAUUACUCCAACAUAGCAACAUUCGCAAAUUGACAUGGCACCCAACUCGAGCAGAAACCCUGCUUGUA
Messenger RNA from Pseudocercospora fijiensis CIRAD86, 879 nucleotides. RefSeq lists its product as uncharacterized. The record is from RefSeq and is a predicted model, not a curated record. The annotation marks the transcript as partial. The transcript has a single exon. Gene Ontology annotation, cellular component: MWP complex; mitotic spindle; microtubule organizing center. Gene Ontology annotation, molecular function: protein binding. Gene Ontology annotation, biological process: microtubule anchoring at mitotic spindle pole body; mitotic sister chromatid segregation; protein localization to mitotic spindle pole body. NCBI's taxonomy places the organism in Eukaryota, Fungi, Ascomycota, Dothideomycetes, Mycosphaerellales, Mycosphaerellaceae.